This is a messenger RNA of Lepidothrix coronata (blue-crowned manakin), 7921 nucleotides long. RefSeq names its product syntrophin gamma 1 (gene SNTG1). The transcript is spliced from 18 exons. The record is from RefSeq and is a predicted model, not a curated record. Gene Ontology annotation, molecular function: protein binding; structural molecule activity. Gene Ontology annotation, cellular component: dystrophin-associated glycoprotein complex; intracellular anatomical structure. The coding region runs from base 176 to 1729 and encodes 517 amino acids. Lineage: Eukaryota; Metazoa; Chordata; Aves; Passeriformes; Pipridae.
GGCUCCCUGCGCUCCUCGGCUGAGCCCGGGGAUGUGCCGGCGCCCGGUGGAAUUAUUUUGGAACUAGCGCGGAGCGGUGGGAGGAGGGCGAGCGGCACAGCGUUUCACCAGCUGCGAGGAGGUCGUCCGGCUGUGCUGUAUAGGCAAACAAAUAUCACUUGCUGUGUCAUAGCACAUGGAUUUCAGGACUGCCUGUGAAGAGACAAAGACAGGGGUUUGUUUGCUGCAGGAUGGUAACCAGGAGCCUUUCAAAGUGCGACUGCACUUAGCCAAAGAUAUUUUGAUGAUCCAGGAGCAGGAUGUGAUCUGUGUGUCUGGUGAGCCUUUCUAUUCUGGUGAAAGAACAGUAACGAUCAGAAGACAAACUGUAGGAGGAUUUGGAUUAAGUAUAAAGGGUGGAGCUGAACAUAAUAUUCCAGUGGUCAUUUCUAAGAUUUCCAAAGAACAAAGAGCUGAACUUUCAGGUUUACUCUUUAUAGGAGAUGCAAUUCUACAGAUUAAUGGAAUUAAUGUGAGAAAAUGCAGGCAUGAAGAAGUGGUUCAGGUCCUUCGCAAUGCGGGGGAAGAAGUGACCCUAACUGUGUCCUUUCUGAAAAGAGCACCUGCCUUUCUCAAACUGCCACUGAAUGAAGACUGUGCAUGUGCCCCCAGUGACCAAAGCAGCGGCACAUCCUCUCCGCUAUGUGACAGUGGUUUGCAUCUCAACUACCACCCCAACAACACGGAUACGUUAUCAUGUUCCUCAUGGCCAGCAUCCCCAGGACUUAGGUGGGAAAAAAGGUGGUGUGAUCUUCGAUUAAUUCCACUUCUACAUUCACGAUUUUCCCAGUACCUUCCGGGAUCAGAUUUGUGCAGGCAAAAUGCAUUCCAAGUAAUUGCUGUGGAUGGGGUUUGCAGUGGAAUAAUUCAGUGUCUCUCCGCUGAAGACUCUAUUGACUGGCUACAAGCAAUAGCAAGUAACAUUUCCAACCUCACAAAGCACAAUAUUAAAAAAAUCAACAGGAAUUUUCCCGUAAACCAGCAGAUAGUCUACAUGGGCUGGACAGAAGAACGGGAACAGGACUCUCUUCAGGAUCGAAUGUACACACCAAAGUUUCUAGCACUGAGAGGAUCUUCCCUCUAUAAAUUUAUAGCACCUCCAGUCACAACCUGGGAUUGGACACGAGCUGAGAAAACAUUUUCAGUUUAUGAGAUAAUGUGCAAAAUUCUCAAGGACAGUGAUCUACUGGACCGGCGGAAACAUUGCUUCAGUGUCCAGUCUGAAUCUGGAGAAGAUCUUUACUUUUCUGUGGAGCUAGAGUCUGACCUAACACUAUGGGAAAAAGCCUUCCAAACAGCGACUUUUUUAGAAGUUGAACGGAUACAGUGCAAGACAUAUGCAUGUGUUUUGGAGAGUCAUCUUAUGGGACUUACCAUUGACUUUAACACGGGCUUUGUUUGUUUUGAUGCUGCCACAAAGGCUGUGCUUUGGAGAUACAAGUUUUCCCAGCUCAAAGGUUCUUCAGAUGAUGGGAAGAGCAAAAUCAAGUUUUUGUUCCAAAACCAAGAUACUAAACAAAUUGAAGCAAAGGAGCUGGAGUUUUCCAACCUGUUUGCAGUCCUUCACUGUAUCCACUCAUUCUUUGCAGCCAAAGUGGCUUGUUUGGACCCUUUGUAUGUAGGCAGCCAAGCCACAGCUUCUGCUCUUCCCACAACUUCUGGUACUGGCAAAUUAAAGUAUACUACUUGACAUCUCAUAUGACAGCACUGCCACUUAACAAGGACACAUAACAAUGUAUAAAUAUUCAUAAGAUUUAGACCUUUGGUGAACCAUGUACGUGGAAACCAAUCCUGGAGGCAAGACAUACUGCAGCAUCAGCAGAUAAAUGGUCACAUGGGAUCAUAAUUUCAUCUCAGUUCUGCAAGACGUCAGUAAAUAAUACUAGUCGAAACCCCAGAAUAGGAUGGAUAUGCUUUUAGUAUUAUCUAUUUGUACUUACAUAGUGCUUUAAACAACACUGGAAGCAAAGGAAUAAAUGAUGAAAUGAAGCACUUGAGUAUUUAAUAAAAAUUUCAAAUUGCUGUAAUAAUACGCAAAAAGAAUUGUCAUUUUCCUGUUUUCAGAUUUUUUUAUGACAAUAUACUAAACUCUGAGUAUGAAUAUAAUGCCCUAUCAUUAUAUUAUAAAUGAGAGCAAGCAGCAAGCAUAUAAUACAUGAUGAAAAGGAGAUAAGCAUGAAAAGUCAUUUGUGUAAGUAUCUCCUCAAGUAAGAAAGCACUUUAAACACUGCUGUAAAUCCAUACUUGUGUCCAUACAUGGAAUCAUGCUACUUUUUCCAUUUUGUUUUCUUAGUCUAACAGUAACAACAACAAAGAUAUAGCCAUACUGGACUGAUAAAUUAAAACCAAACCAAAAAAAAACAAGCCACAAAAAGCAAAACACCUUUUCAUUGGUAAGACCCUCUUCUUCAAGUAAAAAUAAUGGCAUAUGAAUUUAAUUUUAAUAACAAAUUAAGUGCAAGUACAAAAAAUAUUGUCAGCUAUUUACUUCCUCUUUUUUUUGUCAAGAAUACUGUAAAUCUAACAGUCUUUGUUCACAAGAUUAUGAAUUUGUUUCAGAGACAACCCACUUAAUAUGUUUCUUCCAUGGUUUAACUUUGAUUUCACGUCAUAAGUAGGAUGUCUGCUCCACUCAAGCUCUCAAGAAAUAGACAUUUUACGUUAUGCUUGGAAAAUUAGUUCACUCUUUGAAUUCUUAAUAAUUUAUAUUUUAUAGAUCUACAUCGUUAGUAAAAAACAGGAAUAAUUUAAAUAAGCUGUAAUGAAUAGAUUACAAAAUGGAUAAUUUCUUUGUCUGUUAAGACCAUUACAUCAGUCUGGACCACGUACUAAUUCGAGAGUAUCAUUUAAAGUUGAAAUAUGAGGGACUUGUAAAUUUAAAAUUAAUAACUUUAUUUAAUUACAAUUUUGCAAAAUAAUUUGAUGCUGUGCUAUGACACACAUCAGUGAACAUGGGAAAAAGGUGUGAGGAUGUGUGUGAUAUAGUUGAAACAACAGAAAAGGUGAGGGAUUUUUUCUUUUGAUAAACAGGAAAGAGAACCAAAAAAUACAGGAAGAACAAUUAGUGAGCUACAGUUUGGGCAAAACAUUUUUAGUAGUAUUUGUGGGUUUUCUGCUUAUUAUAUUGUAAUCAAAACUUCCUUUCUUCCCCCCCCCCUUAGACUUGUUAAUAACAGGUAUGGGCUAGGGACACCAUCUGCCUUUUUUAGCAGACAGGCAAAUUCUUUCGCAUUCCUUUCUACGUAUUAAGAUAAUUAAAAACUUCAAAAGUGAGGCCAGAGAAAAGCUUAUCAAAAUGGGAACAAUUCAAACUGCAAGGCAGGGGCAAAAGAUUAACAAAAUGUAGGCGCAAAUCAUGUCUCUGUUUUAUUUUGCUUUGCAUUAGAAGUAUUUAGAUUUACAUAUGUGGGAGUUACAUUGCUUUUAAGUAUAACUGAUCUAACUUGAUACUAGCUCCAAAUAAUCAAAAAAUAUAUUUUUCUGAGGACUCUUUUAUCACUUUCAAAUGUUUUUCAGUACACAUUUACUUCCUUUUGGUACACCUCCAAGGGCUACACAUUUAUUUUUAAUUUUAAAUAUAGUAGAAGGAUGUCAUAAUCCAGCUAUUAAAUACUAUAAGUGUCAUCAAAAUCCAACAUAUUCAUAGGCAUCAUCAUGUAUUUGUUCAUAUGAAUCGUCCUUAAAUAAGGGCAUCACGUACUGGUCUCUGAGUGACAGAUAGAACUACUAUGGCUGUCCAUAGGAUCUUGAGUUUGCUCCUGGGAGAGUACAAUCCCCAAAUACUUUGAAUCCAAAGCUGCAACAGUCUAAGAGGUUUAACAGUUGUGUCCUCGUCAAGAAAGCAUAUACUGGAAACACAGAUCUUGGCAGAGUGCUGACAGUGCUGAAAACAGAAGUCUGAUAUCUGUUAAUGACAGUUCUCCUCCUCAGUGCUCCCAAAUCAUCUCCUUCUUUCAGUGCAUUGCUGUGGCAUGCAGCUAUCACAGUGUCGGCAUACACUAACACCUCAGUCCAUGCUCUGCUGGCACUGGCAGAAUCUAAAACUAGUCAGCUGCCAGUUGAAUGUUUUUCUUGCAACUGUCCAUGUUAUGUGCACUUUUGUACCACUGAAACUGAGAGGUAUUUAAGAGAUGUGCUUGCAUGAGCAUAACAUUUACCCAAACCAGCACUAAGUAUGUCAUUGGAAAUUUCUGUAGAUGAAGAGAUUCCAUUAUAUGACAGCCCCCAGAAAAAUCAAAAUACUAAAAAUUAUCAUUGUGCAGAACGGAACUAAUGACAGGAACUUUUGGGACACCAGGGUGUCCUGAAGAUCUCUGACAAGUAUUCUUUUUGUAGAACCUCUGUAUUCAUCACCGAGACUUUUGCAAGUGGGCAUUAAAUACACAACAUUUAAGAAACACAUUAGCCUGUAAAUUGAUUUUCUUUUUGUUUUUCUAAAGAGGUCAACUGGCAGGACUUAAUCAAUACUUUAUUUUCAGAAAGAUAAAAUUGAUACUGAGAGAAUAUAAGACGUCAUAGCCUUGACUGUAGGUCAACAUUUAUUUUUUAAUGCAGCAGGGGUUUGUGCAGUGACGUCACAGAAUAUUCAGAGGUGCCUCUGCAUCCAACCUGACCCUUGUAAAGCAAGUUGGUCGGAAAUUCAGUCUUGAACCAAAGAGGGAAAGUUUAAACUCUGUGUUAUAAGUAAUCCUUAAAUACCAAAACAAAAUUUACAAACAUAUUAAAAGGCUACAUUUUUCAUUUAAAUGCCUACAAGAGGUUCCCAUUCAAAGCAUAGGGAACUUCAUAUGUAUAUGUCAAAACUCAGGCUUUAUGUUGCAGCCUGUCAUUUCACACUUAAUAUAAAAUGAAUAAAAGUAUUUCAUAAGUACACACAGCCCAGAGACAAUGAAAAAAAACACAAUUAUGAGCCAUCAGCUUUUGCUAAAAUAUGAGUAUGCAAGUGGAGGCAAAUAUUUUAAGAAGAAAGGGCAAACCAACCAACCCAUAAUAUGUAAUUUAUUUUCUUUAUGUCAUGAUACUGUCAAGUUAGUUUAAUAAAGAAAAUUCUUUAUAGUACUGUGCCUAUUGAAGUGAUGUUAUACAGUAUACCAAAAAUACACUUGGUUUGAUUUGCUUUGCUUUGUGAUGGGAAUUUUAGAUAAUCUGAUCUUCAAAGAACUAAUCAUAUGAUAAGUUAUAGUGUUAGCAUAAUUUUAUUAGGGAAGUGUUACUGGUUUGAAUACAUAUUAUUCUUGAUUUCAUCAGUAAAUGAAUACAUUUCUUUUCCUAAAUCUGUUUAAAAAUACAGUUAGAGAUUUUCAAAAGAGCUUUGCGUUCUAGUAGCAUGAAGGCAUCUUUGAAAUAAAGAUCAGCAUAUUUUUUAGCUGUUCACCAUUUUAUUAUCUUAAUUAAGUGCAGUAAGUUUGUGGAGACAAGCUAAUUGUGUGCUAUUUUUUAAAACCAGUAACUGGAAGGGUUUUUUUGCAAUUCAAACUAGAAUUUUUAAGAAUGCAAAUCAAUAAUACACAGUAUCAAUUUGCUUUGAGAUGAAAAUCAUCUCAAAGUCAUCUUAUUUUCUGGAUUAGUCCUUGAUUCUACAAAAAUAUAUUUAUUUAUUUUAGACAUGUGGACUUUUCAGAACACCUCAAAGUGCACAAUCAAACGUGUAGGUAGUUUUCAGCACUGCAACCUGCUACUUUAAUUGUGAUUUGGUUUAUUCAAUGCCUUAAGAUGUUUCUUGAAUCAGAAAAAAAUGUUAAAAAAGUUGAAGAUCUCAUGAAUGUAUAACAGUUUUCCUUAGAAAGUCAGACCAGUUUUCAUUCUGCUUUGACUAUUCCAAGGAAGCUUUUGGAAAUUUUAUUAAUAUUAAACACUAAUCCUUGCAUUUGACUUUCCAUUUCUUUAUGGGAUCUGGUCUCUGAAAAAGUAUAGUGUCUGAACAAAUGUUUAAACUGAUUUUAAAAUUUCUGUAUCAGGGAAUUAUGAGUUUGUGCUUUGGACUCGCACCUCUGACCAGUUCAGUAUGAUGGGAAACAUGAGAGACUCACUCAAGCUCCCAAAAUUUAACUACUUGUCUUAGAUGCCACUCAAGGCUCUCAAAAGGGAAACACAAAGCAGGACUGUAGCUUCAGGUAUCUGAAGGUGCAUGUGUAUGUCUCUGUCUCUCUCUCAGGAGCUAGAGGUGCUCCUAUCCUAGUGCUUUAAUUUUAUCAGAAAUGUGUUUUUUUAAUAUGGGCUCUGCCUGCACCCACUAAUUGUGCUAUUCUUCAUAUCACAGAGCGGUCUUUAAGCACAUGAACCGUUUUUAUCAGGAUGAAACUAAACAAGCAUCACAUCUAUAUAAGUUCCAGGUCCUAAUGGGCUUUCAGACCAUGCAGCCCAACUGAAAUGAGUUCAGAGUAAAAAAACCCUCUGACACGCUGCCAAUGAUACUGCCAGGUUCUGGUGCCAGGCAUUUCUGUGUCUGUGGGGCUGCUGCUUGUGCGCUGUGGGUGCUUGAAGGACCCUAAAAAGCUGAGCUUCCCAGUAUAGUCCACCAGAGCUUAGUGCCUGAAGGGGGAUGUUGUGCUGCGGCAAGGGGCAGAAUGAAGCUGAAAAAGGCUGAGGUUGCCAAGGGCCAGUUAUUCUGCAUCAUUUUCCCUCACCACACUGGGAUAGUAUUGGCUGCAAGGAGGCUACCCCAUGCAGGUCAGCCUUCUCCCUGAUGCAUCUUUUUCCUGGUCUAUCACAUGCAAAUACAUACCUGAAUAUUUACUAUGAGGUCCCCAAGUGUACCUCCCUGUUUCCUCACCCCCGUUAUUCAGACAGAUGGAAAACUGUACUCUCGCCUACAUAAGGGAGCCACCAACUCUUAUACACAGUCAGGGGACAGUGUUAAGGAUUAUGGCAAGAGCAUCUGUGUAGCAGUAAGAGUGCUUGAGUGUAAUUAACAUUCAGGUUAUAGCAAAGUCAUAUCUGUGCUUAAGUGCUUUCCUGACUUGGAGGGUUCUUAAGUGGAAUUUUUGUAUUUUCCUGAAAUAAGUUCUAUAAUGUCAACACAUUUCUACUUGCUUGGCUCAAUUUUCAGGAAGUUUGGUAGAGACAGUGGUUCAUAUCUUGUUGGAAUAAUAGAAAAAAACAUAGGAAUACUGGAAUAAAAAUAAAUUUCUGUUCUGAUUCUGUAUAUUAUUACAGUACAUUACGUAAUCUAUUGAAAUAUAUUGAACAAUUUAAAACUAAAUGCUUUCAUUUACAUUACCUAGUUUUACUACGGUAUACGUGGCUUCCACUUUCAACAACUUUCUCCACAGGAAUCCCAGCUAUAUAUUUUAGAAAUUAUUUUAUUAUUCAGUAUAUACUAAUAUAUAAUGCAGCGUGUGUGUAUGUGUGCGUGUGUGUGUGUGUGUGUGUAUAUUAGUAUAUACUAACGGAAGAUAUUCAGUAUAUAUUAAUGAGAGUUACAUAUUAGGCACAACUAUGAAACAGAAGCAUAAAUCCAUGAAGCUUUACAUUUAAAAACUUAUAAUACUAUAAAGAAACAUAUGUAUAUUAGUUGAAGAAAUGGCUAUUUUUGCAGGAUAUGCACAGUCUGGGUAUAUGAUAAUAAAUUGAUAAACACUAACUAAUUUACUAUUUCAUACCUCCAGGAACUUUUUUUUUUAUUAUUAUUCUUAUCCCUUUAGCAUAUUUGCAGUAUAUAUCAAAAGUUUUAAUUUGUUAUGAAUAAAAAAUGACUGAAAAAAUGUAAUAGAAAGUGCUAUAUAUUUUAUAAAUAUUAGAAAUUUAAGAAAAGCUAUUCAAAUUAUUUAUUUCAUUUUUAGUUAAGGUUUUGUGAUUGUUUGUAAUAUGUAUUUGUGACAAGCAUAAAUCACCUAGUUGUUUAAACUCAUUAAUGUAUCACUAAUAAAAUGCUAUCUUCUGU